Meloidogyne enterolobii is the source of this 2024-nucleotide messenger RNA. Lineage: Eukaryota; Metazoa; Nematoda; Chromadorea; Rhabditida; Meloidogynidae. The record is from the annotation of a GenBank genome assembly.
UCAAAAUGGCGAUCUCUAAUGAACAAAUAGUUGAUGCAGGAAAAGUGCUUCUCAAUCAAAGUAAUUCACUUGCUGCUCGGUUUCGUGCGCUUUUUCUCCUUAGAAAUGCAAAGGAUGAUCAGUCUGUUGAAUUAAUUUGUAAAUGCUUCUCUGAUCCAUCUGUAUUAUUGAAACACGAGCUUGCUUAUUGUCUUGGUCAAAUGCAAAAUCAGACAGCCAUUCCUUUUCUCAUCAAAGUCCUCGAGGACGAAAGCCAAGAACCUAUGUUUCGGCAUGAAGCUGGAGAGGCACUUGCCGCUAUAGGGGAUCUUGACAACAAAUUUGGUGUAGCAGAGAUUUUGAAAAAAUAUUCCAAUGAUCCUGUUGUUGAGGUUGCUGAAACUUGUCAAUUGGCCAUUGAAAUGAUUUUAUGGAGGAAAUCUAAUGGAAAUAUGCCGAGAAGCCAGUAUGAUUCUAUCGAUCCUGCUCCUCCACUUGAUGACGAGAACAAAACUGUGGAUGAAUUGACGCUCUGGGAACGUUAUAGAGCAUUGUUUGCUCUCAGAAACUUGAACACUGAUGCCGCGACAAAGGCGAUUUCUAAAGGACUUUUUUCGGAAGACAGUGCUCUUUUUAGACAUGAAGUUGCUUAUGUUCUAGGCCAAAUUCAAUCUCCAGUGGUUAUUUCUGAGUUGAAAGAACGUCUUUCUUUACUUAAUGAGAGUGGAAUGGUUAGACACGAGUGUGCGGAAGCUUUGGGGUCUAUUGGUACGGAAGAAUGUCGGCAGAUUUUGGUGGAGUUUUUGAAGGAUAAAGAGAGAGUUGUUCGUGAAAGUUGUGAAGUUGCCUUAAAUAUUGCUGCUGGUGAAGAUGUUUUUGAGAAUAUAUUUUUCCGCAUGAAAGGAAGCAUUAUAUUUAGAGGGAAGGGAAGAAUCUCGCCUUUUUUCAAAUGCUUACAAUUUGCGACGUACAAAACUGUGACGUCUACUGAUUUGUCCCAAUUUGGAAACAACGAUUUGGGUCGUCUCUAUAGUGUAACCGAGGACCAUGCAAAAUCGCUUUCUUUUGACCUUGUUCUUCCCAAAGACUUUAGAGCGUUAAGUUCAACACUUCAAGAAUAUGCCUUUAAAUGCCUCCAAAAAUUUGAAAAUGGACAAGAUACCCAACGCCUUUUACUUUGGGGUAAUUGGGGAACUGGAAAGACGAUAACACUUUGUCAACUUGCCCAUUUGGCAUUAAAUCAAAAUUUUGUUAUUGUGACUAUUCCUGAUGCAAUGGCAUGGGGGCGAGAUAAUUACUACGAAGUAGAGGUUUCCAGCUACAAGACUGGUCGAUUAAAUUCUCCCCAUUGGGCAACCAAACUAUUGAAUUUAUUUAAACAACAAAAUCAACAUAAUUGGAGCAAACUUUCUAAAUAUGAAUGGAGUCAAAUGGAACAAACAGAAAUUGGAAAACCGAUUACUGAAAUUGUUGAAAUUGGUUUGUCUGCCCCUUAUUUGGCUACUGAUUGUCUUGGAGCGCUUUUUAAAGAAUUGAGAAUACACGCAACCAGUGGAGAAAUUAAACUUUUGGUAUUAAUAGAUAAAGCUAAUGGACUUUUUGGAAAAUGUGUUGUUCGAAGGCCUGACAGGACAACCGCAGAUAUUGAUGAGCUCACCCUAACUAUCCAAAUUCGCAAGUUUUUAUUCUCAAGCUGGUCAAAUGGCCUAUGUGCGUUUGUCGCUGAUAAGGCUGAAGCUUCAAAUGCUCGAGAUAAUGUUACUAUUGUUCCUACUGAUCCGGAAGCGUUGUUUGGAGAUUUGAAUUAUGAGAAGCUAAAACCGUUUAUAUCAUUAAAAACAAAUUUGUAUUCGGAAGAAGAAAUAAAUGUGAUGCAUGAAUAUUUUUUGGAAAAGAAUUGGCUUAGGCAAGAAAAAGGAUUACCUGGGGAAGAAGCAAAGAAACAAUUAAUAUUUCUUAGCGCUUUUAAUCCUGCUUAUUAUGAGAAAAUUUGCGCAAUGUCUUGGAAUUUACAAUGUGUUCCUCCUACACCUGUUAAUCUUUAA